AUGGGGAAUCAGCAAAUUCGUGAGGCUUUGCAUGGACUUAAGCCGGCUCUGUUAAUGGUAGUCGUUCAGUUUGUAUUUACCGGCGUGAAUGUGUUGUACAAACUGGCCGCUAAUGAUGGUAUGAAUUUGAAGGUCAUUGUUGCUUACCGCUUAGUUUUCGCUACUGCUUUCAUUCUUCCCCUUGCCCUUUUCAUUGAAAGGAAAAGCAGGCGAAAGCUGACUUGGACGAUUCUUUUUCAGGCAUUUUUAUGUGGGUUAUUCGGGGCAUCACUGCCACAAAAUUUAUAUCUCGAAAGCUUAGUUUUAACAUCGGCAACAUUAGCCUCGGCCAUGACCAACCUGAUUCCUGCUAUAACAUUCUUCUUAGCCGUCAUAUUCAGGUUAGAGAAGCUGAAUUUUGGAACCCCGGGAGGGAAGGCUAAGGUUUUGGGUUCACUACUGGGAGUCGGUGGAGCACUGAUUCUAACCUUCUACAAAGGAGUAGAUAUUAACAUUUGGUCAACGCACGUCGACCUUUUGCAUCGGGAUCAUCACCAUAACAACAUGGCAUCGUCGCAUGAUGCAGCAGCUGGGUCUGGAAAUCAUGUCUUGGGCUGUCUAUUGGCUGUCGCCAGUUCUGCUUGUUUCUCUGUCUGGUUCAUCCUUCAGGCUAAAAUGAGUGAGAAAUAUCCCUGCUAUUAUUCAAGCACAGCUCUUAUGUCGAUUAUGGCAACCAUCCAGACUAUAAUUUUCGCCCUCUGCACCGAGAGAGACUGGAGCCAAUGGAAGCUAGGUUGGAAUAUUAGGCUUCUCACUGUUGCAUACUCGGGUACUGUGGCGUCUGGACUAAUGAUGACACUCAUUGCGUGGUGUGUCCAAAAGAAAGGUCCAUUGUACGCGUCUGUUUUCAACCCCCUCAUGCUGGUUCUUGUAACUAUUGUUGGCUCUCUGGUGCUCAACGAGAAGUUGCACCUUGGAAGUGUAUUAGCAGCAGUGUUGAUUGUAUUCGGGUUGUAUUUCGUGCUAUGGGGAAAAGGAAAAGAGAUGAAGAUGAAUCAGCUAACACCUUCAGAGAGCUUUGGAAACCAAUCGGAAUCGAUUCACAUUGUAGUAACUGCAACUGCGGACAACACCAUAACUUGGAGCAGGAGCGAUAGCGUUAACGGUGGUAGAAUUACAAGAGUUGCUCCUGAUGCUACGGAUAACGUUUUUGAAAAAGAAUUAACCUAACCAUUUUCGAUUUGUUAUAAAUAUAGG
This is a messenger RNA of Morus notabilis, 1236 nucleotides long. RefSeq names its product WAT1-related protein At1g25270. The transcript has 7 exons. NCBI's taxonomy places the organism in Eukaryota, Viridiplantae, Streptophyta, Magnoliopsida, Rosales, Moraceae. Bases 1 to 1209 code for a protein of 402 amino acids. Gene Ontology annotation, molecular function: transmembrane transporter activity. The record is from RefSeq and is a predicted model, not a curated record. Gene Ontology annotation, cellular component: plasma membrane.